Messenger RNA from Hemicordylus capensis (graceful crag lizard), 3086 nucleotides. It is a transcript of the gene LBX1, whose product is annotated as ladybird homeobox 1. Gene Ontology annotation, molecular function: DNA-binding transcription factor activity, RNA polymerase II-specific; DNA binding. Lineage: Eukaryota; Metazoa; Chordata; Lepidosauria; Squamata; Cordylidae. The coding region runs from base 1033 to 1842 and encodes 269 amino acids. The transcript is spliced from 2 exons. The record is from RefSeq and is a predicted model, not a curated record. Gene Ontology annotation, biological process: regulation of DNA-templated transcription.
UUCUUUCUGUAGUUAGAAAUAAUAGUUUAAAAAAACAUUAAAAGACUAAUAAUACUCAUAAUCAAAGCCGGGUGUGUGUGUGGGGGGGGGGGGGAGAAACUAGAAGGGAAAUAUUGAUGAGGUUUUGGAGGGUUAUUUAAUUUCCCCCCCAACCACACUGUAUUAUCCUGAUGCAAUAAAGCCUGGCUGUAAUGUAAUUUUAAAAUAUAUACGUCCAAGCAAAUAGUGGGGACAGAAUAUGACAAGUGUAUUUCGACAUUAUAAUUCAAGUGGGCUCCACCUACCAUCCGCCUCCCAAUUAAUGGCCUAACCAAGUUGCAAGAGCCUGCAUUGGCCAGACUUGAGAGGGAGCGAGAAAGAGACAGGCAGAGGAGAGGGGGCGAAAAGUGUCAUUGAGGCGAAGGGAUCGCCUCCCAAUCAACAAUAACUUGUUAGCAAGAGUCAAUUACCUCGCCUCUGCCUCUCGCCGUCUUUUUCUCCCCCCAGCCCCGAGAAGAGAAGCCUCUUGCUCUUCCCUUAGUCGGGAGGAGCCCCCCUUUUUGUUUGGGGGGGAAGAGAGGUGGGGGUGAAAGACAGAUCUGGGACGAUUUGGGGGGUGUAUCUUAAAAUAGCAGCUGAGAAGAGCAGAGAGAGAGGGAGGGAGGGAGAGGGAGGGAGAGAGAAAUAAAGUGGGACAGGAGCGCCUCAGCCACCUCUUUCCCAGGCAGGACUGCAGACCCUUGGCCGUCCAAGGACGGCUUCCACAGCCUGCCUGGCCCCGUCAGCGCACUCUCCUUCUUUCUCUACGGCCAGCAGCAGACUUGCCUCCUGGUGGAGUUGUGGACCUGAAGUUUCUUUCUUUUUCCCCCUUUUUCUUUUCUUUUUUAAUUUGUCCGCCUCCGUUUUCGGCGUUCUGCGUUGGUGGUUGCAGAAAAGCGAGAGGGGUCACCCAAGGCACAGAGAGAGGGAGAGAGAGGGGGAGAGAGAGAGAGAGAGGGAGGAACGGGGGUGCUCUGGUGGGGAAGGAGCAGGGAUUCCCAACGCCCGCCAAGCAUGACUUCCAAAGACGAAGGCAAAGCAGCCUCGGUAGAGGAGCGCAGGAGAAGCCCGCUGGACCACUUGCCCCCUCCGGCCAACUCCAACAAGCCCUUGACGCCCUUCAGCAUCGAGGACAUCCUCAACAAGCCCUCGGUGAGGAGAAGUUACACCAUCUGCGGGACUGCCCACCUGCUCGCCGCCGCCGAGAAGCACCCUCCGGCCGCCCUGCCCCUCUCCAGCCGGGCGCUGCUCUCGCAGACCUCGCCUCUCUGCGCUCUCGAGGAGCUGGCCAGCAAGACCUUCAAGGGGCUAGAAGUCAGCGUUCUCCAAGCGGCCGAAGGAAGGGAUGGGAUGACUAUAUUUGGCCAGAGACAGACUCCCAAGAAAAGGAGGAAGUCUAGAACAGCCUUUACAAACCACCAGAUCUACGAGCUGGAAAAACGGUUUUUGUAUCAGAAAUAUUUGUCCCCCGCUGACCGAGACCAGAUAGCCCAGCAGUUGGGUUUGACCAAUGCCCAAGUGAUAACGUGGUUUCAGAAUCGCAGGGCCAAGCUCAAGAGGGACCUGGAAGAGAUGAAAGCAGACGUGGAGUCUGCCAAGAAAUUGGGAUCCAACACCCAGGUGGAUCUUGUAGGCAUUGCCGAGCUGGAGGCAACCCCUGAAGGGAGAGCGAAGUCCCGCUCCCUUUCCCCCGCCCUCCCCAAACAUGAACUGGAAGGCAGCGGCCACCUCCAACUUUCCCCGGGCUCUCCUCUCACGGACCAGCCGGGCAGCAGCAAGGACUGCUCGGAAGAUGAAGAUGUGGAAAUUGACGUUGAUGAUUGAGUGUUGGCGGUGGUUGCUUCCUCCUCCUCCUCCUCCUCCUCCUCCUCCUCCUCCUCCCUCGCCCACCCUUCUUUUGCCCCACAAACAAAAACAAACGAAGAAAUUGACACAUCUCUCCCCACCCCGCUUCCCGCGCGCUCCCUUCUACGCACACACAAGGAGAGAACUGUCCCUCCUGCGCCUCGUCCUCAUCAGCACCCGAAAAACGCCGGACUAUAGGGAGAACUGGAACUCAGCUUCCUUGCCAACUGGAUAAGGCAAUCUCUUUUCAACAAAAGCAAUAAGCAAUAUAGAAAGAAUCAACAAAUGAGAACGAUUAUUAUUAACUUAAGAAUCAAUAGCUCAACGGCUGCCAAACCAGGUAGCUCUCACUUUUGGAAUGGUGCAAUUAAGGAAAGCUUCUGUACAAAUAUUUAAGCAAAUCUAUUGACUACUUUCAUUUUUGAGGGUUUAAUUUUUUUUUAAGAAAUAAACGAUCAACUUUUUUGUUUAUAAAAGAACGCAUAACCUUGGAAUAAACUCCACCUCUUUGAUGCUUUGUUGUUUUGAAAAGUUUUUUUAAAUUCACUUUUUAUGAAAUUUAAGUUAGGCUGUGGUUAGCAGUUGAUUCCCUUUUCUUGCAUGUUUCCAAUAUGCACGAAUUUUAUUUUAAUUUUUGUUCUUUUGUUUGGUUGUUUCAUUCUUUAUUAAUUGGUUUUAUUUUUCUUGGAUACUGUGGGGGGUAUGGGUUCUAUUGCAAGUUUAAAAUAUAUACUUUCUUUCCUCCUCCCACCCCAUCCCCCAGGCACCUAGGACUUGGUCUCCAAUGAGAUUUCUGCCUCGUUUUGCCAAUUAAAAGCUAUUUUUACCAUUUACUGCUAUUGUUGUGCUUUUAUUAAAAAAAAAAAAAAGCUACCUUUCGUAUUUUUAUAUGAGGGUGGCCUUAAGAAAAGAAGUCUAGACUUAUUUUUUACUCUUUUUUAGAAUUGUUUUGCAUGCUACCGAAAUAAUACUAAUACUAUUGAUAAUACUAAUACUACUGGUAAUAAAAAUAAUAAUAAUACUAAAGAACAGAUCCAGCCAUCAACCCAUGGAAAUAUUAACGUUAUACAUAUAAAUGUACAGAUUUAAAAUGUUUUUCUUUGAUCUGUAAAAAAAUUUAAAGGCCUGCUUAUUUAAGUCACAACAGGGACAAUGUUGCUUUAUAUCCUUAGAGUUGUACAGACAAGUCUUUUUCCGACACAAUAAAACCUUUACAAUUUUAA